AUGCUCAAUAUCGUCGAGAGAACCGCCAUCGACCCGUAUCUUUAUCUGAGCAAGCCUGAACUUGGAUUUCCGAAACUUUACCGAUGUCUCCCUCAAGAAGAAGGUGCUGUGGAUUACAUAGGCUGCUCCGUUGUAAAUUCUCAAUGGCAGAAAUUGUUAAAUGGAGACGGCAAUCUCGUUGUUAAUGGUGGACAGUGUAAAUCCAUCACGCAGGCAUGCUGCCAAACUACCAUAUGUGCGCCUAAGGAAGUUGAUGUUAUCCUGACUGUCACGGAGAUGGAUCGUUUGUUCUUCAAGUUCUCCGAAAAGUGCCUCAGUCGCACUAAAGGUGCACUUUACGUGACCACCGGCUGGGAUAACGUGAUAAUGACAUCGAGACCACCGAGAUGCAUUCAAAAGGUAUUACUACCGACAUAA
Messenger RNA from Trichoderma asperellum CBS 433.97, 417 nucleotides. RefSeq lists its product as uncharacterized. The record is from RefSeq and is a predicted model, not a curated record. Lineage: Eukaryota; Fungi; Ascomycota; Sordariomycetes; Hypocreales; Hypocreaceae.